Messenger RNA from Suillus subalutaceus, 525 nucleotides. RefSeq names its product ML domain-containing protein. Gene Ontology annotation, biological process: intracellular sterol transport. Bases 1 to 525 code for a protein of 174 amino acids. Lineage: Eukaryota; Fungi; Basidiomycota; Agaricomycetes; Boletales; Suillaceae. The record is from RefSeq and is a predicted model, not a curated record. The transcript is spliced from 5 exons. Gene Ontology annotation, molecular function: sterol binding.
AUGGUUCGUCUAUUCUCUGUUUCUUUGCUUGCCAUGUUGGCGGGUUUUUCUUCCGCAAAUUCUCUUCCCGCACAAGAAGUUAUGAAUCAGCCGGUGCACACAAUGGAGGGUUGGUCAUGGUCCGAUUGUGGCUCCCCAACAGACGUUAUUCAGUUGAAAUCAAUAAGCCUCUCUCCCGACCCACCCAAGCCGGGCCAAGACCUGACUGUCACGGUUGUUGGGACUGCUCAUGAACGAGUUGAGGUUGGAGCCUAUGCCGACGUUGUCGUAAAACUUGGACUCAUCAGACUUCUCUCGAAGAGGUUUGAUGUUUGUGAAGAAGCACGCAACGCAAACGCAACCAUCCAGUGUCCAGUCGAGCAGGGUGAUUAUACUGUGGUCGAAACGGUUGCAUUACCGAAGGAGAUCCCUCAGGCCAAAUUCACCGUCGCUGUGACAGGUCACACUGUGGACGAGGAGGAUUUACUGUGCUUGGAUCUCAGAAUUGAUUUCAUGAAGAGCCCGUUCCCAAGAUUUGGGUGGUAA